Messenger RNA from Westerdykella ornata, 1062 nucleotides. RefSeq names its product NAD(P)-binding protein. Bases 1 to 1062 code for a protein of 353 amino acids. The record is from RefSeq and is a predicted model, not a curated record. The transcript is spliced from 3 exons. Lineage: Eukaryota; Fungi; Ascomycota; Dothideomycetes; Pleosporales; Sporormiaceae.
AUGGCUGUACAGAGUACAGACGUGGAGGUCAUGGAUGUUGUGACAUCAGGAUACCUAGGCGGCACCCUGCUAGCCCACCUCCAAACCGCCAAUCUGCCCCCCUACUCCAAACUCUACGCUCUCGUCCGCACCCCAGCUCAAGCCGAAGGCGUCCGCCAAUACGGCGCUACGCCUCUCAACAUCGACCUCUCCUCUCGCUCAGAAAUCCACGACACCAUCCUCUCGAACAACAUCACCAUCAUAUUCCACCUCAUCUCUGCCUUCGGUGCGCACACAACUCCCUUCAUCGAAGCCCUGGCCACAGUCCGCGAAGCCACCGGUCACGAUGUGCACUUCAUUUUCACUUCGGGCGCGAAGCUGUUCUCCAGUCAUGCCGGGGCGCCCACCUCCCAGCCACUCUUUGAUACGGACCCGAAUCUCUUUGCUAUUCACGAAGCGCAGGUGCCAAAGUACGAUAUCGCAAAAUCAGGCAUUGAUGCUAACAUCGGUGUGAUUGAAACAGGGGAGAGAUUGGGUGUAAAGAGCUAUGUUUUCGUGCCUUGUAUCGUGUAUGGUCCCGGCGAAGGAUUCGGCAACAAGAUCUCCAUCCAGACGGUUGCCGUGGUCAAGGCUGCACUGAGUGCGCGCAAGGUGUAUAAGGUUGACCAUGGGAGGACGACGUGGCCCGUUUGUCAUGUCAGGGAUACGGUAGGCUUAUAUGUUGAGAUGCUGAAAGCUAUAUUGGACGGGAGGAGUAUCGGGUACGGAAAGAAUGUCUUCUAUUUAGCGGCUAGCGGGAGUGUAGCUUGGGAUGACCUUUAUGAGCGUUUUGCGAAAGCUUUGAAAGAGAGAGGCAAACUUGACACUGUAGAUGUUGGUGUCGCAGGGGAAGAAGAUUUGAAGAGGAUGGCGCAGGGGAUUGGAUGUGAGCCUUUUCUGGUGCCUAUGCAGCUCGCUGGCCUGUGUACGUUCACCGCCGAGCAUGGCAAACAAAUUGGGUGGACACCCCGCUACAAACCUGAGGAUAUCUUGGACAGGGCGGAGGAGGAAGUGGAAUUUAUACUGCAGAAUCUCACCGCAUGA